AUGAUACGCUCAUUUAAUGUACUCCUCCUCUCAAUCCUACCUCUUAUUGACUUUUCAUAUUCCUUGUCUGUGGGUGCCACAACGUCUGACAAUAACAACAACUGCACCGCCAUAUUCACAAAUAACCGCACUCAGCUGGACGAAUGCGGCACACUGGGAUGGAUCAGUGAACCUAAUGGAAGAGGAACAGCAGAUAUAAUAUGGAGCUGUUGCUUUACCAUGUUUCUCUGUUCAUGGUCAAGCUUAUGUCUCAAUGUACCAGGACCAGAAGACACGACAUGGAAAAUCUUCAGGCGGAGAGCCUACCUCACUGCCUUGGCCCUCUUAGGACCAGAAUUUAUCUUCCAAAUAGCACUAUCCCAAUGGGAGUCUGCGCGCCAGUCGGUUGCAGACUUUGAGGCCGCGGGGAUCGAUUGGUGGACAAUAACCCACGCAUUCUAUGCCGACAUGGGUGGAUUUGUCUUGAAGUGCAAAGACUCGGUGGCAUUUCCAAUCAAUGCAAAGCAACUACAUUACUUGAUCGUGAAAGGAUACGUGAAGAUUCCAAGAGUCGAUGAACAGGUAAUUGCCGACAAGAACAAAGUCGACGGAAUGCUGAGACUCAUCACGGUCUGUCAAUGUCUCUGGUUCAUUUUCAGUAUGUGUGGGCGUGCAUCCCUACGCCUGGCCAUCACCACGGGUGAGCUCACAACGGCGGCAUUCAUUGUCUGCAGCGUUGCGACCACAUUUUGUUGGUACAAUAAGCCCGCCGACGUUCGAACUCCUGAAUUCAUUGCGACCGAUACAACCCUUGAGCAGAUCCUGGCAGAUGCAGGAGAUGUAGCAAAGGGACCAUGUCGCUAUACUCCCCUGGACUUUGUGACUCGAAAGGAGUGGCCGUGGUCUUUGUAUUGGUCUAACUGGACUAAUAUACUGCGCAAGCUGCAUAUUGUUAUCUAUGAAAAACGUCGACCGGUUGAUCGCUUUCAAAACACACUAAUCUACGAGCCUUCCAUGCUUGGCUAUGGGAUAUUCCUACUCUUGACUGUCAUUUAUGCGUCUAUCUUUAUAUGUGGUUGGAAUUAUAAAUUCCCGACCGUUACUGAGCAAAACCUAUGGAGAAUCUCAUCCACCGCUGUUUUAAUUUCCGCCUUUCUUUUCUGGGCGGUUGGACAUUUUGCCUUCUCCGUAUAUCCCACUCAUAUCAAGCCGUUCCUGGAAGCCCGAAAGUGCGAAAGGGUUAUGGAUGAAGAAGCAUCGCCAAAUCCGACGUGGAUCCGUUUCAAGCGACGAGCGAGGCGCGUGGGCGAUAGGAUCAAAAACAAUUCGAUCGAUCGGGACCCAGAUCUUACCGUUCCAUUGAAGGCGAUAUUGCCUAUGUACAUUAUUGGCGUGGUAUAUUGCCAUGCCCGUGCGUACAUCUUUCUCGAGGAUAUCCUCCAACUUCGAUCGCUCCCAGCGAGUGCGUAUAGCACCGUUGAUUGGAUAGACUUUUGGCCUCAUGUGUGA
Molecule: messenger RNA, 1488 nt
Organism: Penicillium crustosum
Lineage: Eukaryota; Fungi; Ascomycota; Eurotiomycetes; Eurotiales; Aspergillaceae
Exons: 1
Coding region: 1-1488 (495 amino acids)
Source: RefSeq, a predicted model, not a curated record